This is a messenger RNA of Mesocricetus auratus (golden hamster), 1104 nucleotides long. RefSeq names its product mitochondrial ribosomal protein L51 (gene Mrpl51). The coding region runs from base 591 to 977 and encodes 128 amino acids. The transcript has 3 exons. Gene Ontology annotation, molecular function: structural constituent of ribosome. Gene Ontology annotation, cellular component: mitochondrial large ribosomal subunit. Gene Ontology annotation, biological process: translation. The record is from RefSeq and is a predicted model, not a curated record. Lineage: Eukaryota; Metazoa; Chordata; Mammalia; Rodentia; Cricetidae.
GGGGCUCGGCUCUCUCGGGGCUCUCCGCGGUGAUCCGUCCCUGCAAUGGUGACCCGCUGUCCUCCCGCAGGCCCGGAGGCAGAGCCAGGCUGUCUGACCCAGCCCAGGUUUUACCAUGCGACGCCCCGCCAGCCACCGCGCCCCGUAAACUGAGAGAAAGCACUGUAUCAGCAGAACCCUGUUGCGAGGCGCAAGGGGACCCUGCCGUAGCGCCGGGCUCCCAUCCUCCACUCCCCUCGCAGUUGAGGACGCCUAAGGAAACAGGAGAGGGUUUACUUCUACGGUUAUGUUUGAGGGCGUCCUAGUCUGCGACAAGAAACGUGCCGCGGCGGUAGAAAAAAUUUCCAGUGCACAAACCGGAAGUAUCUGAGCUGGGCGCGCUGGAUAGGCCGGAACUUGAAGGGCGGAGCUUGUGGCUGGGGCAGUGCGCGCCAAGGCGGGUCUGCUCCCAAAGCUACCUGGGUAAAGGCCCAAGAUGGCUCCCGUGACUGUCAGGGCCGUGUGAGACCCUGCUGAGACCGUGUCCUUUGAAACCCACACUUGGUCCCCAUUUUCCUGGCUGGUUUGGUGCCCUAUUGAGGUGGACAGGCAUGGCAGGGAGUCUUCCGUGGGUGGCAAGUAGGAGCCUGUGGGGCUUGCUGCCCUUGGCGUGCAGAAACUUCUCUCAGGGUGUUCCACUAUUGACCCGCGUCAGGCUUACUCUCCCAGCCCCCAGAGUGGUUGAUCGCUGGAACGAGAAGAGGGCUCUGUUUGGUGUAUAUGACAACAUCGGAAUCCUGGGGAAUUUCGAAAAACACCCUAAAGAACUGAUCAAGGGCCCAGUAUGGCUUCGAGGCUGGAGAGGAAAUGAAUUACAGCGUUGUAUCCGGAAGAAGAAAAUGGUUGGAAACAGAAUGUUCACCGAGGACCUGCACAACCUUAACAAGCGAAUCCGAUAUCUCUACAAACACUUUAACCGGCAUGGGAAGUACCGAUAGAACAGAGAACACGAAACUCCAGAAGAGAGACACACUUGUCACCCUGGAGAAGGGGAACAGGACUUGCCCUUUCAAGGAAAGAGCUCAGUGUGCUCUCUGUAAUAAAAUGGGCCUUUUUGGAAUGUGA